ACUACUACUACUACUACUACUACUGUACAGCAAAAGCUCCUGAGCACUCCGAGCAACCCGAGCACCGAGCACCGCGCAGAAAAGGGAUUCUAUUCCACACACACCCCCAAAAAGCAACAAUGGGACUCUUCGGCCGCGACGACAAUGAAAAGGCCACCGACGUCUCGCCCGGGCCGGAUUUCACGGUCGACGCUGGCGCGCGCAAUAAUGACUUCGAGGAAGGCUCCGUCUCCGACAACGCAGACCAGCUGCAGCGGCACCUCGCCAAUCGCCAGAUCCAACUUAUCGCCAUUGGGGGAUCGAUUGGAACGGCGCUCUUCGUGAGCAUCGGAACGGGACUCUACAAUGGCGGUGCCGGCAACCUUUUGCUAGCGUACACCAUUCAAAGCUGCGUCCUGGCCAUGGUCAACAACUGCAUCGCAGAGAUGAGCACCGCCUACCCCGUCAGUGGUGGCUUCAUUCGCUUGGCCGGCCACUGGGUGGACGAUGCUCUUGGUUUCAUGGUGGGCUGGAACUUCUUCUUUUACGAGGCUCUUCUCAUUCCGUUCGAGAUUUCCGCCUUCACUCUGGUCCUGUCCUUCUGGAGCGAAGAUGUUACGAAGCCUGGCGCCGUUGCCGGUGUCGUGGCCGGUGUUAUCAUCUGCUAUGCCGCGAUCAAUAUCCUGGCUGUUCGAGCAUAUGGUGAAGCCGAAUUCUGGCUGUCGGGCGGCAAGGUCAUCCUGAUCUUCGCCCUUUUCUUCUUCACCUUCAUCACCAUGGUCGGAGGGAACCCGCGCGGUGACGCCUACGGGUUUCGAAAUUUCGACAACGGCGCGGCUUUUCGCGAAUACAUCGCCACUGGGAACCUGGGACGCUUCGAAGGCUUUCUGGCCGCCCUGUCGUCUGCCUUGUUCACCGUCGUCGGGCCCGAGUAUAUCUCCAUGGUCGCCGCCGAGGCCAAACGCCCACGAGUCUAUAUCAAAGCCGCCUUCAAGAUGGUGUACCUGCGGUUCGGCAUCUUCUUCAUCGGCGGAGCCCUGGCCGUGGGCAUCGUUUGUAACUCCCGAGACCCGAAACUGGCGGAUGUCGUGCUGGGUGGAAGUUCGGGUUCGGCCGCCGCGUCGCCGUAUGUGAUUGCCAUGCAGAACAUGGGCAUCGACGUCUUUCCGUCUAUUGUCAACGCACUUAUGCUGACAUCGAUCUUCUCUGCUGGGAACACGUACACGUACUGCGCCGUUCGAAACUUGUACGGCCUCUCGCUCGAAGGGAGGGCUCCAAAGUUCCUCAGAAAAUGUACCCGCAGCGGUGUACCGAUCUACUGCUUUUGCGUGGUCAUGAUCUUCCCAAUACUCUCAUUCUUGUCGGUUUCCAACGACUCGUCGGUCGUGAUCGGAUGGUUUGCUAGCCUGGUGACUGCUGGCGGACUCAUCGACUACCUCGUCAUGUGCGUGACGUACAUCUUCUUCUACCGCGCGUGCAAAGCGCAGGGCGUGGACCGCAGCAAACUGCCCUACACGGGCUGGUUCCAACCGUACUGCGCCUACGUGGCGGCCGUGUGGCUGUUCGUGGUGACCUGCAUGUACGGGUACACGUGCUACCUGCCGUGGUCGGUGUCGAGCUUCUUCUCGCAAUACUCGAUGCAGCUUUUCAUCCCGCCCUUGUUUGUCAUCUGGAAGCUGUUGAAGAGGACGAAGAUGGUCAAGCCCCACGAGGCCGAUCUCGUGUGGCAGAGGCCCAUCAUCGACGCUUACGAGGCCACGUUCAUCGACCCGCCCAGCGGCUUUUGGAAGGAGAUGGUCCAAUUGGUCGGGUUCAAGAGGACCAAGGGAGGUCAGGAUAGGCGACGACGGGGGAGUAGUGUUGUCGUCGUGUAGUCGGAGCCACUCUGGGUCAUCACAUUUCACGAGCAUUGCACCCUUUCUAAGUUUCUUGGAGCGGAG
Exophiala xenobiotica is the source of this 1919-nucleotide messenger RNA. RefSeq lists its product as uncharacterized. Gene Ontology annotation, molecular function: amino acid transmembrane transporter activity. Lineage: Eukaryota; Fungi; Ascomycota; Eurotiomycetes; Chaetothyriales; Herpotrichiellaceae. Gene Ontology annotation, biological process: amino acid transmembrane transport. The record is from RefSeq and is a predicted model, not a curated record. The coding region runs from base 120 to 1853 and encodes 577 amino acids. The transcript is spliced from 5 exons. Gene Ontology annotation, cellular component: membrane.